Diabrotica virgifera virgifera (western corn rootworm) is the source of this 930-nucleotide messenger RNA. RefSeq lists its product as uncharacterized. The transcript has a single exon. Lineage: Eukaryota; Metazoa; Arthropoda; Insecta; Coleoptera; Chrysomelidae. The record is from RefSeq and is a predicted model, not a curated record. Gene Ontology annotation, cellular component: nucleus. The coding region runs from base 1 to 930 and encodes 309 amino acids. Gene Ontology annotation, molecular function: DNA binding.
AUGGUUCGAGAGUACAAAAAGACUCAUCACAGUCGCAACGGCCAAAACUAUACGCCGUAUAAUAGCUACACCGAAACAAACAUGCAGGACGCCCUAAGAGAGAUUCAGUGUGGGAAUUUAACUUACAGAGAGGCAGCAACAAGAUAUAAAGUUCCUCGAUCUACUCUCUAUUUAAGAGCUUCUAACAAGAAUACGUUUAGUGUAGCAGGAAGGCCAUGCGCUUUGACAAUGGAGGAAGAAACCCUGAUCAUUGAUCAUUUGAAAACAUUAUCCGCCUGGGGUUUUCCUUUUGAUCUGUUAGACUUACGCCUGCUGGUUAAGUCAUUCCUGGAUAAAAUGGGGCGCGUCGAACGCAGAUUCACAAACAACACUCCUGGCCCCGAUUGGGGUUCAAACUUUUUAAAACGGCACAGAGGCAGAAUCUCCAACCGCCUGUCAGCAAAUAUAUCCACAAAACGAGCAAAAGUGAAUAGGGAAAACUUAGAUGUAUUUUUUAAUAAUGCUAAAGAUGUGUUUAAGGGCAUAGAUCCUUCCCUAAUUCUCAACUAUGAUGAGACCAAUUUAACUGAUAAUCCUGGUGCGAAAAAAUUUAUUUUUAAAAGAGGCUGCAAGUACCCGGAACGGGUAGUAAAUUCAACAAAAACUGCAAUUAGUUUAAUGUUCGCUGGGACCGCAGAUGGACAGCUUCUACCAGAAUACACGGUUUAUAAGGCAGACCAUAUGUGGGACAGUUGGACACAGGGAGGUCCGGUUGGAGCACGAUACAACCGUUCGAAGAGUGGGUGGUUCGAUGCCGCCUGCUUCGAGGACUGGUUCUUUACAAUUGUUGUUCCAUUUUUUAGAAAAAAGGAAGGAAAAAAGGUCUGUAUGCUUGUUGCUUUAUAUUUUUUUAUUUUUUUAAAACUGCGUCUUAUUUCUUACAGAUUAUAG